Messenger RNA from Cinara cedri, 1352 nucleotides. Lineage: Eukaryota; Metazoa; Arthropoda; Insecta; Hemiptera; Aphididae. The record is from the annotation of a GenBank genome assembly.
AUGAUAAGCCGUGAUUACGUUAUUAUCUAUGGUAUGCUCUACGGCCCAUGCAUAAUGUUCGCUGUUCGCCGUAGCCGUAUCAGUUUUUUACGCACUCGGGACUGUACUGUUCGAAUUCUCGAUUCUCCUGCGCGUUCCGAGCUCGGUGAUUUCCCGAAAGGAAUAUUUGUACAAGUCGUCUUAUACUAUACAUUUGAACGGGUCACACACGCAAUGGGAAAAGUAAGACGGUACAAAAAGAAACUAGCAAAAACUGCGGCGGGACCGUCGGGAACAGCCAAAAAUGCCGAACACCAAGAAAAACUGGAAAAAACCUAUUACCUGGACCUGGCCGAAGAUAUAAUGAACCUGAAAGGUCGCGGCGACAAGAUGAGUGUCAGCACCGUUGUGAAAAACCUCAAAUACCAAAGUGGCGAGGAAUCGUUUACGUUGAAAAAAGAGCACAAACGUAACUUGAGACACGCAUUCCUGAUUAAAAGUAUGUUGUGUUUAUUGUUGUUAUUUUGGCAUAAAUCCGGUUCGGCUCCCAAGCGGCGAUUAUUUAGUUUUGCUAACAAAUCUAGGGUUGUUUUCGAUUAAAACCAUCAAAGUGUGUAGUGAACGAAUGACGGCGUGGGUCCCUAGGUGCAUCCAAAACGCCUUUGUUUAUUCUGUGAUAACUAUUCGAUAAUGUUUGAAGAUAGGUGAACUAAAAAAUGAAUAAUGAAGAUUUUAUUAUAAAAAAAAAAAAUGCAAAAUCGGUUAAAAAAAAAAACUAUAGGUAUAAUUAGAGUCCAUAUAAAUUUUUCAAAAAUUUAAAACUUAAAAAAUAAUAAUUCCUCCAAUUUUUUUUUUGCACAGUCAUUUUUAAAACGUUGAUUUAUCUAGAUUUGAAAAAAAAAACCUUUAAGAAAUUGAAUUGAAGCCAAACUAGAUUUGUUCCAUUAUUUUUUUCACUAUUAACUUACCUACCAAUUUAAUUUGUGUAUUAUUUUUCAAUGUUGUUUUCCUUUUUUUCACUGUUAGAACUUGAAAAGAACCAGAAACGUUCAAAUAAGAAGAAGGAGAAGAAAAAGUCUGAUAAAGAUGAUGGCGGUGUUGCAGACACUACUUCAUGUUUGGAUGAGAGCAAACUAAAAGUAAUGAGUAGGCCAGCUGGAAAUACGAAUAAUGUUGUUACGCAACGUGUUCGCCCCAAAAAAUAUAUAAAAGGAUUCCAGAGAAAACAAAACGCUAUAUUGUAUGUAUUUAUCACAUUUGUACGUUUAAUUAUUUUACCAAAAUUUACAACUAAUUAUGUGUAAUUCAUUUUCAGGGCUAAGAACUUGGUGUUAUACUCUAAAAAAAUUAAGUUACAUUUAAUAGAUUUUUAA